AUGAGUGGCCGCUUGAUGUGUGGCUGGAAAGCAAAUGUGGCUGGAGCUUCUUCUCCCGAGUGCCCCAGAAGCCCCACCGAGAGUGACCUCGUCCCGAUCCGUUCCCUUGCGCCCGUGCUGCAUCUCGAAAUUCAACCGAAGCUCUCCGGCUUGUGUGAUUUUUGUCUUGUCCACCCACUUACAAGCUGCAACGUUGAGCUCACGUCUGUCACAACUCUCACCAAGGCUCCAAUGGCUUCCAAGACCAGUGCGAGCGGAAGCUCUGCUUCCAACCCGAUUGGCAAGCUCCAGGCCGGGCCCGAUGCCUUGCGCAAGGAGGCAGAAUCCUCAGCCGAGUUCGAGAAGCUCCAGGAAGAGGCCAAAAUCAGAAGGCUGCAACAAUUGGCACGCUCUUACCCUUCUCUCGCUCAACGGUCCCUGACCUUGCUAAUGCGCGCACCCAUGACCAUCAACCGCUUGCAGGUUCACGGCGCUACCAACACCCGAAGAGGCUUCCUCGACCCUAUCUUCACCCCGCUCUUGACCGAGGAUGUCAACAGCUCCUCCACGCUUGGCGAAGUAGCGGCGCGGUUGGGCGACGCCAGAGGAAAGCUGGAGAGACUCGGCAUCUUCCACCCCGAUGUCAAGGUCCACCUUAGCAACGCCAACAACACCGAUGCCUCGUCCACUCCGACCGACGUCGACGUCGAUGUCGUCGUCAAAGAGCUCUCCCGCUACAAAUUCAACGCCGGAACCGAUGUCGGAAACAGCGAAGGCUCCGCUUAUACCUCCUUGCUCUGGCGCAACAUCUUUGGCGGUGCGGAGCAGCUUACUGUCAAUGCCAGUGCUGGCACAAGAACCCGUUCCGCAUACAGCGCGACCUUGAGCGCACCCGUCCAAAGCAACCCCGAUACGAGAAUCGCACUCGAGGGCCUCGCUUCCGCCACCGAUAAAUCCUGGGCAGCACACGAGGAGGUUCUGAAGGGAGGAAACCUGCGCUUCUCAUGGCUUUCUGGCCUCAAGGACAUGCACACGGUUGAAUAUUCCGGCAUUUGGCGUCAAGUUACUGGCCUCCGCGACAGUGCCAGUCCCACUGUCCGUGCCGAUGCCGGAGACUCCGUAAAGAGCUCCAUCAAGCACACAUACCAGAGAGACGAGAGAGAUAACCCGCAGCUUCCGCAAAGCGGCUACGUACUCAAGUCCGUUUGGGAGCUGGCUGGUCUCGGCCCCCUAGGCGGUGACGUCGCCUUCUCCAAGAGCGAAUGGGAGGUGGGUGGUGCGCUGCCCGUCCCUGUUCCUGGCGUGGAGGGACCAUCUGGAAUCUCGAUUGGUGGUGGAUUGAGGUUCGGUAUGCUGUACCCGCUUCCUCUUGGCUUUGCCUCCGAAGGCAAGUCCCAGCCGAGCCGCAUAAACGACAGAUUCCAGCUCGGCGGGCCCACCGACGUCCGUGGUUUCCACUACGGAGGUCUUGGACCCCACGACGGAUCCGAUUCAGUCGGAGGAGACGUCUUCGCAGCUGGCAGUGUGAACAUGCUGUUUCCUCUGCCUUAUAAGGGCCCCGACUCCUCUCUCCGCUUCCAAGUGUUUGCCAACGGCGGCAGAUUAGUCGCGAUGAAGAACAAGGGCAAGACUGGUGCUUCAGCCAGCGAGGGCCUCGACGCUAGAAGUGUCGCAGGCAGCGCGUGGAGAGCGUUGAGUGACCUGACGACUGGUCUGCCAUCAACAGCCGCUGGUGUGGGUCUGGUCUACGCUCAUCCUGUCGCUCGUUUCGAGCUCAACUUCAGUCUCCCGUUGGUGCUGAGACGCGGCGAGCAGGGCACCAAGGGACUGCAGGUUGGGGUCGGCAUCAACUUCUUAUACUCUCUAAUUGGAAGAUUACAACAUGGAACUACCGACCGAGUUCCCGAAUACUUCGGGACCGGGUCUUUCAUCCCACACAACGUCUGUCCGUCGCGCGAUGCCUAUCCCUUCCUACGGGUCUUACCACGUCGGCCUCCGAUCGCCGGGACUCUUCCGUCUCACAAGGAUGCGUGGAACUUGGAAGCCAUCGUGGCAUUGUUGCGGCGUCGGCAUAAGGGUUCCAAUAGUCAAUCGGCACGAAAUCCUUCCAGAAUAUCCCAUUCGCUGGACUUCGGCCUCCGGAUGUCUAUGGGCGAUGUAACGUAUAGUUCCCCCUCACCGCAGCUCUGCUGCCCUCGUGUAAAAUGGGCGGCUGGUUUGUUGGGGGCUGGGCAGGGUAAUCACAGCAUUCUGGAUGUUUUCUCCGUUGUCGAUUCCAACCUUGGCGGAUUCCAUGACUCGUUGGUCACUGUACGAGCCAGGUCCCUGGAUAUAGGCUGCAUGCUAGUGUGCUGCACCUCCGCCACCUUCGACGUUCUCAAGUCAUCAAGUACAAUGCGGCUCCUCUCCUCUCUGUCGCUUCUCGUCACGGCGGUUUCCGCCCUCACCGUGAGAGUCCCAUCCGUUGCAGAGGACUUGAAGACGCUCGUAGCAGCAUCGUCGUCAGUAGCUGUUGACCUCCGUGCGAGAUGGAGUACAUACCAUGCUCCCAUCCCGUCCAUCGUGGUGAAUGUGACGACGGAGAAGGACGUUGGUGCAGUUGUAAAAUACUGUGCGAGCCGUAAGAUACCUUUCACAGCUCAGAACGGCGGUAACGGCUGGGGCAAGACUUUCAACCUCGGCAAUAACGGAGUCAUCAUCAACUUGGCUGGUCUGAAUGCCGUCACUUUCAGCAAGACGAAGACGGAAGCCACAAUCGGAGGCGGGGCCAUCAUUGGCGACACAAUCAAAGCAGCCAAUGCUGCGGGUGUAUUGGUCCAGACGGGCAACUGCAACUGUGUUGGUGCCCUUGGUGCCAUCCUGGGAGGCGGUUACGGGAAUCAAAUGGGAGAAGUCGGCUUUGGCGUUGACAAUGUGCUCUCCAUGCGCGUCGCAGUCGCGAGCGGAGAGAUCCUUACGGCCUCGCCGACCUCCAACCCAGACCUCUUCUGGGCCCUCCGCGGCGCCGGACCCAACUUUGGCAUCGUCAUCUCGGCGACGGUCAAGGCGCGGCCCAUGCCGACCGAAGGCCGCAACGCCUGGCUCAUGAAUCUCUUCUUCUCGCCGGACAAGCUCCCGCAAGUCGCCCAAGCCAUCCAAGACCUGCCUCUGAAACCGGAGCAAGUCGUCUACCUCGUCCUCACCAACUCGGGACCACCAUCUAAUGCCCCCGCCGUCCUCGUCACCGGGUUCCUGCGUCAAGGCAACGAUGUGACUGGACGUGCGGCGUUCGCGCCGCUGUAUAAGCUCGGCCCGAUCUCGAACAGCAGCAGCGUGGCCGGGUACGAAGGCUGGAACGCGGGCAACGACAACUUUUGCGCGCGCGAGGAGCGCAAGCCGGCGUAUAGCACGACCAUCAACCACAUGCAGCCUGAGACGUGGCCGGCGAUAUGGGACCUGUACACGAAAUUUCAAGCCAAGGGGCCCAACUCGGCUGUGCUGAUUGAGCGGUAUAACCUGACCAAGGCGCAGUCUGUACCCAAGGGGUCUGCGGCGCUGCAGGAGGCGUUGAGGAGGGACGCGUUUGCGCAGGCGAUUGUGAUUCCUUGGUACACUGAUGCUUCGCUGGACGGUGAGGCGGAGGCGUUUGCGAGCAAGGUGAGGGAUAUUUGGAGUUAUUCGCCGAGCGGUGUAUGGGUCGAGUUUGGCGAGAUUGAGGGAGCUGAAGAAGAAAUGGGAUCCUUUGGGGGCUUUCGAUCAGUGGUUUCCAGUCGGGGCAUGAAGUAUUGGUUCGUCACGACUUUGAUCCAAACCUUUGAAUGGUAUAGCUAUGGUCUCUGGCUUCUGGACCUUAAUGGCCAGGGCCAACGUCCCGAUAGCGGCAUGUUAAUGAAGACGGUGUUUAGUGAUGGCGGAACCACGGGCAUCAUCGGAUAG
This is a messenger RNA of Colletotrichum lupini, 3894 nucleotides long. Its product is annotated as surface antigen. Bases 1 to 3894 code for a protein of 1297 amino acids. Lineage: Eukaryota; Fungi; Ascomycota; Sordariomycetes; Glomerellales; Glomerellaceae. Gene Ontology annotation, molecular function: FAD binding. The record is from RefSeq and is a predicted model, not a curated record. Gene Ontology annotation, cellular component: outer membrane. The transcript is spliced from 15 exons.